Molecule: messenger RNA, 5276 nt
Organism: Cyprinus carpio (common carp)
Lineage: Eukaryota; Metazoa; Chordata; Actinopteri; Cypriniformes; Cyprinidae
Product: CREB-binding protein-like
Biological process (GO): positive regulation of transcription by RNA polymerase II
Cellular component (GO): histone acetyltransferase complex; transcription regulator complex; nucleus
Molecular function (GO): histone acetyltransferase activity; transcription coactivator activity; zinc ion binding
Source: RefSeq, a predicted model, not a curated record
UCAAGCCGGAGGAGCUCAGGCAGGCGCUGAUGCCUACAUUAGAAGCUCUGUAUCGUCAAGACCCAGAGUCCUUGCCCUUCCGCCAGCCGGUGGAUCCCACUCUACUGGGCAUCCCGGACUACUUUGAUAUUGUAAAGAACCCAAUCGAUCUUUCCACCAUCAAGAGGAAGCUGGACACGGGGCAGUACCAGGAGCCCUGGCAGUAUGUUGUCGACAUCUGGCUGAUGUUCAACAACGCCUGGCUCUACAACCGCAAAACAUCUCGAGUGUACAAGUACUGCUCGAAGCUGUCCGAGGUGUUCGAGCAGGAAAUUGACCCCGUCAUGCAAGGUCUGGGAUACUGCUGUGGACGCAAGUACGAGUUUUCACCUCAGACGCUUUGCUGCUAUGGCAAACAGCUCUGUACUAUCUCCAGAGACGGCACAUAUUAUAGCUACCAAAACAGUUCACCCAAAUAUGGCCUUGUUGCCGACAGGUAUCACUUCUGCGAGAAGUGCUUCAACGAGAUUCAGGGCGACAGUGUCACCCUGGGAGACGACCCGGCCCAGCCGCAGACGUACGUAUCUGCCGCCCAGAAGGCUUUGAGUAUGAUAUCAAAGGAGCAGUUUGAGAAGAAGAAAAAUGACAUGUUGGACCCCGAGCCCUUUGUUGAAUGUAAAGACUGUGGCCGAAAGAUGCAUCAAAUCUGCGUACUACAUUAUGACGUCAUCUGGCCAUCAGGUUUCAUCUGUGACAACUGCCUGAAGAAGUCAGGGAAAACAAGAAAGGAAAACAAGUUUUCUGCUAAAAGGUUACAGUGCACAAGGCUGGGCUCGUACAUCGAGGACCGAGUGAACAAGUACUUGAAGAGGCAGAAUCACCCCGAGGCCGGAGAGGUGUUUGUGCGGGUGGUCGCCAGCUCUGAUAAGACCGUGGAGGUCAAACCUGGGAUGAAAUCCAGGUUUGUUGACUCAGGAGAGAUGGUAGAAAAGCUUUCCCUACAGAACCAAAGCACUUUUGCAUUUGAAGAGAUUGAUGGAGUGGAUGUGUGUUUCUUCGGCAUGCACGUCCAGGAAUAUGGAUCUGAAUGUCCCUUUCCUAACACCAGACGGGUAUACAUAUCAUAUCUUGACAGUAUUCACUUCUUCAAGCCUCGGAUGCUAAGAACUGCAGUUUACCAUGAAAUCCUCAUUGGUUAUUUGGAGUAUGUUAAGAAACUAGGGUAUGUGACUGGUCAUAUCUGGGCCUGCCCACCUAGUGAAGGCGAUGACUACAUCUUCCACUGUCACCCUCCUGAUCAGAAGAUUCCCAAGCCUAAAAGACUGCAGGAGUGGUACCGCAAAAUGCUGGACAAAGCCUUUGCAGAAAGAAUCCUCCAUGACUACAAGGACAUAUUUAAGCAGGCCACAGAGGACCGGCUUACAAGUGCCUACGAGCUGCCCUAUUUUGAGGGUGAUUUUUGGCCCAAUGUUUUGGAGGAAAGUAUCAAGGAGCUGGAGCAAGAGGAGGAGGAGAGGAAGAAGGAGGAGAAUACAACCACCUCUGAGACAACAGAGGGAACCCCAGCUGACAGUAAGAACGCCAAAAAGAAGAACAAUAAAAAGACCAACAAAAAUAAGAGCAGCGUGAGCCGCGCAAGCAAAAAGAAGCCUGGGAUGCCGAAUGUAGCUAAUGAUCUCUCCCAGAAGCUAUAUGCAACAAUGGAGAAGCACAAAGAGGUCUUCUUCGUGAUCCACCUGCAUGCUGGUCCAGUGAUCAAUACCUUGCCUCCGAUCAUGGAUCCUGACCCAAUGCUGACCUGCGAUCUGAUGGAUGGUCGUGAUGCCUUCCUGACACUGGCCAGGGACAAACACUGGGAGUUCAGUUCACUACGCCGCUGCAAAUGGAGCAGUAUGUGCAUGCUGGUGGAGCUACACAAUCAGGGCCAAGACCGAUUUGUGUACACUUGCAACGAAUGCAAGCAUCACGUAGAGACACGUUGGCAUUGCACCGUUUGCGAGGACUUUGAUCUAUGCAUUAACUGCUACAAUGCUAAGGGCCAUGAGCACCAAAUGGUGAAGUGGGGUUUGGGCCUGGACGACGACAGCAACAACCAGGGCGGCGAAGCCAACAAGAGUCCACAGGAGAGUCGACGCCUCAGCAUCCAACGCUGCAUCCAGUCGCUGGUGCAUGCCUGUCAGUGCCGCAAUGCCAACUGCUCUCUGCCAUCUUGUCAGAAGAUGAAGAGAGUGGUGCAGCACACCAAGGGCUGCAAGCGCAAGACCAACGGAGGCUGCCCUGUUUGCAAGCAACUCAUUGCGUUGUGCUGCUACCAUGCCAAGCGCUGCCAGGAGAACAAGUGCCCCGUGCCCUUCUGUCUCAAUAUCAAGCACAAGCUGCGGCAGCAGCAGAUUCAGCAGAGGCUGCAGCAGGCGCAGAUGAUGCGGCGGCGCAUGGCACUCAUGCAGGGCAGAGGAAUGCCGCCCAGUCUGCCCUCCCCAACUACCUCAGGAGGUCCGGGGACGCCCAACUCUCAGCAGCUGCAGCAGCCUAAUACGCCUCAGACCGCGCAGACAUUAGCCAACCAGCCCCAGCAGACACAUCAGAAUGUGGCUCCAAUGGUGCAACCCUUCCCCAACCAACCGUCUACACCUGGGUCGCAGGGAAAAUCAGGCCCGCAGUCCUCGCCUCUGCCCCAGCAGCAGUCUCCCCUGCCCAUGCCGCCUCAACAACAGCCACAGCCCUCUCCGCAGCAGCAGCAGGCUUUGAAGGUUGCAAAACAAAUAGAGAUGAUGACGAAAGUUCAGCAACAGCAGCAGCAACAACAACAACAGCAACAACAACAACAACAACAACAACAACAGCAGCAGCAGCAGCAAGACUACAGGAUGAGUGUGAACGGCAUGCAGAUGAACCAACCUCGCAUGAUGACUUCCAUGCAGAUGAUGGCCCCUCGUGGCCCUCAGAUGGUUCAGAACAUGCAGCCUGGCCAGUGGCCAGCUGGGAUGCAAGGGUCCAUGCAGAAUUCACAGGCACCUCUGCCGCAGCAAGUGCCACCGCAGCAGAUGGCCAUGGCCCCGCAGCAGUCUCAGGUAGUGCAGACUCCUCAACAGGCGCAAAUGAUGCAGCGCGCCAUGAUGCAGCAGCAACAGCAGCAGCAGCAGCCUCGGCAGAUGCAGGCUGUCAUGCCUCCCCAGCAGGCACAACCACAGGCUCCGCAGCAACAAGGCAUGCAGCAAAGAGGGGUGGCCAGCAGCAUUGCUCCAGGAGCGCUGCAGGACCUGCUGCGCACAUUAAAAUCACCAAGUUCCCCUCAGCAACAGCAGCAGGUCCUCAACAUCCUCAAAUCGAACCCGCAUCUCAUGGCGGCGUUUAUCAAACAGCGGACGGCAAAGUACCAAGCCAGCCAACCGCAGCAGCAGAACCCGCAGGCCAUGCUCGCAGCUCAGCCGGGAAUGCAGACCAUGGCUGCGAUGCAAACCGGCCCCGUGCAGCGAGCCGUCAUGCCGCCUCAGCAGCCGCAGCCAGCUGCAACCCAAGCCGUGGCUGCCCUCGGACCCCAGGGACAAAUGAUGAACGCUGCACACAAUGGAAACCAGCAGCUGUUUCGCCGGCAACUAAUGCGCAUGCAGCAGCAACAGCAACAACAGGGAGUAAUGCCUCCAGGACAAGGAAGAUUCCCGCAACCUCAAAGUCCGGCCAGCUACUCACAAAUCCGCAUGCAGCAGCAGAUGGCCAUGCAGGGAGGCGCCGGGGCCAUGGGUCAGAUGCAGCCCAUGGCUCAGAUGGGCCAGCCUGGCAUGAGCAUGGACGCCCAGCAGAACAUGCUGCAACAACGCAUGCUGCAGCAGCAGCAGCAACAGCAGCAGCAGCAGCAGAUGCUAAAGCAGCAAAUGGGAUCGCCGGCUCAGGCCGCUUCCAUGAGUCCUCAACCCCACAUGCUUGCAGGACAGCCACAGGGAGCUCACUUGCCCGGACAGGCCAUGGCCAAUGCGCUGGGCAACCAAGUGAGGUCGCCUGCACCCGUGCAAUCGCCGCCCCCCCGUCCCCAACAGCCGCCACAUUCCAGCCCGUCCCCGCGCAUGCAGCCCCAGCCCUCUCCCCUGCACUCCGGCGUGUCCCACCCCAGCCUGGCGGGACCCAUGCCGGGCCACAUGGACCAGGCUCACCUGUGCACACCCGAACAGAGUGCAAUGCUUCCGCAGCUGAACACGCCAAACCGUGGAGGGCACCCCAACGACAUGAGUAUGGUUGGGGACACAUCGGGAGACACGUUAGAGAAGUUUGUCGAGGGAUUGUAGCAUUAAGAGACGUUCUUUUUGAGGACAGAGGUGUGUUUUCUACACAGGAAAUUAGAGAAGGCGACAAAAUGAACUGUAAUAGGUUUACACAACCAAUGGACUGCUUUUCUUCCCUGUUGGAGGGAUUGAAAUUACUGUUUAAAGAGCAGAAUCACAAAGGGUAUUUUUCUGGGAGGGUUGUCGGACCGGCCGAAAUGCAGUGCUGUUCUAUGAGUUACAUUUUUAAUUGUUUUGUUUUCGUUGUUUUUUUUUUUUUUUUUCGGGGAGGGGUUUAUUUUGAGCUUAUGGACUUUUUAAAUGGAAUAUCUCAAGGCAAAAUAUUUGAUUUUAUUAUUGAAGACUUUCGUUUGCAUGUUUGCAAACUGAAAUGCAUUUUUUUUUUUUUUUUUUUUUUGGGGAGUGUGUGCGUUUAGGGACUGUAAGAUACUCAGUGUGGAAUUAGGAUCAGGAGCAAUCCUCAUUCCGGUCUGAUACGUAUUCACAUUUACCAGGUUUGGAAAAGGACACACCGCCUUUUUCUCUCCAAACUGUGGAGUUUGUACAGAGGACCUGUAUUCAUUUGUACAGAAAGGAGCUUGGCUACUGCACACACACACACACAUACACAUAAACACACACGAACACGUGAGCAAAUUGUGAAAGUUGCUCUUAUUUUUCAAGGUGCCCAAAUGCGUUAAUUUAUUGGCCUGGAUUCAGUAGUUGUCUCUUAAGAUGUAGGAAGAUGUUCCUGUUUUUCUCGUUUGAUCUCUGAAACAUCAAUGAUGUCCCCUCCACCUCGCGUAUGAGGCCGGAGCUUCUUCUGACUGCUGAUUCGUUCAAAGAGUUCUUCAGUCAGCCUCUUUUGUUUUUCUCCUCAUGAAACUUGAAUUGAAGGUGAACGAUUCUUUAAUGUAAAUCAUGCAGCUUGAUGACAUACUGUAAAUAAAAGGAAAAAAAGAUUGAGAUCGCUGUAUAAACUGGUUAAGAACUUGUUUCGUACUUAUAUACCAUAUUGUUAAAUAAACUGUGUGCAACAGA